Molecule: messenger RNA, 2832 nt
Organism: Equus quagga
Lineage: Eukaryota; Metazoa; Chordata; Mammalia; Perissodactyla; Equidae
Gene: HDX
Product: highly divergent homeobox
Exons: 10
Coding region: 83-2167 (694 amino acids)
Biological process (GO): regulation of transcription by RNA polymerase II
Molecular function (GO): DNA-binding transcription factor activity, RNA polymerase II-specific; RNA polymerase II cis-regulatory region sequence-specific DNA binding
Source: RefSeq, a predicted model, not a curated record
AAAAUCUCGCUGAAUCUGCCUGCCCCAGCACUGAUCUGAUCUGGGAUCCUCUGAUCCCUCCCGUGACCGCACCACGCCCGAGAUGAAUCUACGUUCUGUAUUUACUGUAGAACAACAAAGGAUUUUACAGCGUUAUUAUGAAAAUGGAAUGACAAAUCAAAGUAAAAAUUGCUUUCAGCUCAUAUUACAGUGUGCACAGGAGACUAAGCUGGACUUCAGUGUAGUCAGGACGUGGGUUGGCAAUAAGAGAAGAAAAAUGAGUAGUAAGAAUUCUGAAUCAGGAGCAGCAACAACAGGAACUGUUUCCAGUACCUCUUUGGCAGCUCCAGACAUUACAGUCAGAAAUGUGGUUAAUAUUGCUCGACCUUCAAGCCAACAGUCUUCUUGGACAUCUGCCAAUAAUGAUGUCAUUGUAACUGGUAUAUACAGUCCGGCCAGUUCAUCAAGCAGGCAAGGGACAACCAAACAUACAAAUACACAAAUUACAGAAGCACAUAAAAUCCCUGUUCAGAAAACGGCCAGUAAAAAUGAUACUGAGUUUCAGUUGCAUAUUCCUGUUCAAAGACAAGUAGCACACUGUAAAAAUGCCUCUCUGCUCUUAGGUGAAAAAACAAUUAUUUUGUCAAGGCAGACAAGUGUGCUAAAUGCUGGAAACUCAGUAUACAAUCACACAAAGAAAAACUACGGAGGCUCUUCAAUGCAAGCCUCUGAGAUGACAGUACCUCAAAAGCCAUCUGUGUGCCACCGACCUUGCAAAAUUGAACCAGUUGGAAUUCAAAGAUUAUAUAAGCCUGAACACACGGGUUUAGCAUCACAUAAUUUAUGCGAGCAAAAGCCACCUAUUAGAGAUCCUUACUGUCGAACGCAAAACUUGGAAAUUCGUGAAGUAUUUUCAUUGGCAGUUAGUGAUUACCCCCAGAGAAUUCUGAGAGGAAAUGUCCCACAGAAGCCUAGUUCAGCAGAAGGAACUUGUUUGUCCAUUGCAAUGGAGACUGGAGAUGCUGAUGAUGAGUAUGCCAGAGAGGAAGAGUUGGCAUUGAUGGGAGCACAGACACCAAGCUACUCAAGAUUUUAUGAAAGUGGCAGUUCCCUUCGAGCUGAGAACCAAAGUACAGCUUUGCCCGGACCAGGAAGAAGUAUGCCAAAUUCACAAAUGGUGAAUAUUAGAGACUUGUCAGACAAUGUACUGUAUCAAAAUAGAGACUACCAUUUAACACCACGGACCUCAUUACAUACCGCAUCUACUACAAUGUACAGAAAUACAAAUCCAUCACGGAGUAAUUUUUCUUCACAUUUUGCAUCAUCAAACCAAUUGAGGUUGUCACAAAACCAAAACAAUUACCAGAUUUCAGGAAACCUUACUGUGCCUUGGAUUACAGGGUGUUCUAGAAAAAGAGCACUGCAAGACCGCACUCAGUUCAGUGACCGAGACUUAGCCACCCUUAAGAAGUACUGGGACAAUGGUAUGACUAGCCUUGGCUCUGUCUGUAGAGAGAAAAUUGAAGCAGUUGCAACUGAAUUAAAUGUUGACUGUGAAAUAGUUCGGACUUGGAUUGGGAAUCGAAGAAGGAAAUAUCGUUUAAUGGGGAUUGAAGUUCCGCCUCCAAGAGGAGGCCCUGCUGAUUUUUCUGAGCAGCCCGAAUCUGGCUCUUUGUCUGCCUUCACACCAGGAGAGGAAGCUGGUCCUGAAGUAGGAGAGGAUAAUGACAGAAAUGAUGAUGUAUCCAUCUGUUUGUCUGAAGGAAGCUCUCAAGAAGAGUCCAAUGAAGUUGUUCCAAAUGAGGCAAGGGCUCAUAAGGAGGAGGACCACCAUGCAGUAUCCACAGAUAAUGUGAAAAUAGAAAUUAUUGAUGAUGAAGAAAGUGACAUGAUAAGUAAUUCUGAAGUAGAACAAGUGAAUUCUGUCUUGGAUUAUAAGAAUGAAGAAGUCAGAUUCAUUGAAAACGAGUUAGAGAUUCAAAAGCAAAAAUACUUUAAACUUCAGACAUUUGUUAGAAGCUUGAUACUAGCUAUGAAAGCUGACGAUAAGGAACAACAGAAGGCACUGCUGUCAGAUUUACCUCCUGAAUUAGAAGAGAUGGAUUUCAAUCAUGCUUCACCGGAACCUGAUGAUACCUCAUUCAGUGUGUCUUCUUUAUCAGAGAAAAAUGCCUCAGACAGCUUGUGAUUUGAGGAGGGGAUAUAUGAUACAGUCCUUUGGCUGCCUAACAAUUGUGCAUUUCAAGAUAACUGCAUUCUGACCCAAAAUUCUUCGGUUGGCAAAACAUAUCGUUGAAACCGACAUAUUCUGUGAAGGAUGAACAAGAUAUAAUGGCUACAGCGCAAAAAAUGUGUGUGAAAUUUAAAAGCAUUGCUUGAGAGUUUUUUCCAAACUGAUAGAACUCUGGAAAAAUUGUAUUUAAUUUUGAGCAGUUUAACUUCGAAGUGCAUAAUGUCUAAUUUCUGAAAGCUUUUUGUUUGGUUUUACAGAAGAAUCUUAGAUUUAGUAAUAGUUUUUACCAGAGACACAAUAAUAAAAAGGUAUUUCUAUUGUAACUUGCUUAUCAAGUUACUGAAGCUUGAUUAGUCUUGUUUUUGUAGCCAUUACAUCUUCUUUCUUCCUCUCUCCUUUUCCUAUCACCCGCAUACACUUUUACUCAGGAAAGUGCACUGAAAAUUAAAAAGAACACUUUAAAAAUGAUUUAACCUGGAAGAAUUCCUGGAUUUAUUUUUCAACCCCUAUGAGAAUUUGACUUAAGCUAAUGAUUGAAAAUUGAAGUGAUUACUAGUAUAUAAUUGUAAAUUGUUGGUCUUCUUCUAUUAUCUAGUCCAAAUAUUUGGGGGGAGGGGGGA